CUCAUUUUGGAAGAAGAAGAAAAAGCGUAGCGCGUCUCUCUAUAAAUACUCUCCCAGCAGGCAGGACUCUGAUCUGCUGCCUCCUCUCCUCCCUGCGCGUAAACUCAACCGAUUAUACGACGACAUGACUCUCCUCCUCCUCCUCCUCCUCCUGCCUCCUCUCCUCCCUGCGAGUAUGCUCAAACAAUUGGACGACAGCAUGGCAAACAUGCAGGUUAAUAACCGGCCCCUGAAGGUGGGCCACACGUUGACCAUCACCGGGAUCCCCAAGACUGGUGAUGGACGCUUUGAGGUGAACAUCCUUUCCGGGUCUGACAUCGCGUUCUACAUGAGCGUGCGGCUCACAUUAGGAAGUGUGGUCUGCAACUCGCGCAUGUCAGGGGUCUGGGGGGCCGAGGUCUUCCAGGGGGGGUUCCCCUUCAAACACAACGAGCUCUUCAAGUUCACCGUCACCCUGACCCAUGAGGAGUUCCUGGUGAUCCUGAGCGAUGGCUCUGAGGUCCACUUCCCCAACCGCCUGGGGGCGUCUGAGUACCUGGACUUCUCCUUCAAAGGGGGCGUCCUCAUCCGCAGCUUUGAGAUCAACUAACCCUGAGCUGGAUCUCCUCCUUCAGUCUGGUGGUCUCUCCUCACAGCAGACCGGUUCACAGGCAGAUGAGAACCACUCACUACAUCAACCUCUGACAUCCCUGUGUUAGAUGUUCUUUACAAAGCUUUUUCUGCAAUGGUAAAACUGAUUGAUUUGUUUUGUUUAGGCCUUUGUAUUCCUUUGGGAACAUCGGCCAUUGAUGAAUCGCUUCCUCCCUGGCCUGUCUUGGGCCAUCUUCUCCAUCUGUUGCCCGUCAGCCCCAUCCUUGAAUCGUCAAACUGAUGUGUAUUAAAAAGGAUUUCUUUAGCAAUGAUAA
Messenger RNA from Gadus morhua (Atlantic cod), 905 nucleotides. Its product is annotated as beta-galactoside-binding lectin. Gene Ontology annotation, molecular function: laminin binding; galactoside binding; carbohydrate binding. The record is from RefSeq and is a predicted model, not a curated record. The transcript has 5 exons. NCBI's taxonomy places the organism in Eukaryota, Metazoa, Chordata, Actinopteri, Gadiformes, Gadidae. The coding region runs from base 125 to 589 and encodes 154 amino acids.